GGGACGACAAUGCUGUCUGCUACCUACCUUCUGGUAAUACAGCCAGAAAAUAUAUUUGAACAACUGUUCAAUUAUCGAACUGUCGUCUACAACAUAAUUAUGUCAACAUAAUUCAGAGAGUUGUACUCUAACAUGGGUCCACAUAUUAGCAUAAAAAAUAAUAAUUGAAAGCACUGAAAAUGCAGCAAGGAAAAUUUGAUUAGCUUGGAUAUCAGUAACAAUUUAAAUAAUUUUGCAGAACGGCUGAAGUUGGACUGUUUAUUAGGCCAACAUGUUCUUUACAGGCCAUAAAACAAUUAAAAUCCACUCCUGUUGAACAGUUAGCAGAGGCAGUCUGAUCGAAACCCAGCAGACAAAAUGCAAUACUUUAUCGCCUGCUAGUGGCUGACUGUGUGGGCUGAAGAUGUAAAUCUAACUGACGCAUGCGUCGCACAAGCCUAGCUAAGAAUCUAAAUCGAUUAUCGAGAUGUAAACAGUCGAUAUUUAUCAUGGCUGAUAAACCAAAUGCCCAGAAAAGUGUGAAAAUAGCUGCUGGAGCGGUGGUAUGCGUUGAAAGCGAAAUAAAAGGAGAUGUUACUAUUGGCCCCAGGACUGUGGUUCACCCGAAAGCUCGCAUCAUCGCCGAGGCAGGACCCAUCAUCAUUGGAGAGGGCAACCUGAUAGAGGAGCAAGCUGUUAUAAUUAACAGUUACCCAGAAAACAUCACUCCGGACACAGAGGGAGUGGAACCGAAAACUAUGACGAUUGGCAUCAACAACGUGUUUGAAGUUGGAUGCACAUCUCAAGCCUUGAAGAUUGGAGAUAACAAUGUAAUAGAAUCUAAAGCGGAUGUGGGCAGAAAUGUGAUCCUGACCAGCGGCUGUAUUAUUGGCGCCUUCUGCCCUGUAAACACCUGUGAGGUCAUACCUGAGAACACUGUCAUCUAUGGCUCAGGAUGCAUGAGACGGGUUCAGACUGAGAGGCCCCAGCCCCAGACUCUUCAGCUGGACUUCCUGAUGAAGAUCCUGCCCAACUACCACCACCUCAAGAAAACGGUCAAAAUGGCUGCCACACCAGUGAAAAACUGACCUCCCACCCAAA
Hypomesus transpacificus is the source of this 1080-nucleotide messenger RNA. RefSeq names its product dynactin subunit 6-like. The transcript is spliced from 7 exons. Bases 423 to 1067 code for a protein of 214 amino acids. The record is from RefSeq and is a predicted model, not a curated record. NCBI's taxonomy places the organism in Eukaryota, Metazoa, Chordata, Actinopteri, Osmeriformes, Osmeridae. Gene Ontology annotation, cellular component: dynactin complex. Gene Ontology annotation, molecular function: dynein complex binding. Gene Ontology annotation, biological process: mitotic spindle organization.